GGGCCCAUUAGUACUACAUGGAUUUCUAGCCCAGCCCAAGAGAAAGCGGUAAGAGCAAGCACCCAACAAGCCGUUUUCGUCUGCAAAAGCCUCACAAUUCACAAAACCCUCUUCCGGUACCAUUUUCGAUACUUGAGCUCCACCCAGAAAGCCAAGGAAAUUAGAAAAUGGCAAGUAGAUUAGGAAGACGAGUUGUUCACUUCGCCAACCUUCCAAUCAAGCUACUAAUGCCAAACACCUUCACCAACAUUCAAGAAAUAGCGCUCAAAACCAUCCCAUCGGCGUCCAAGAUCGAGAUCAAACGCGUCCUCGAAUCCCUCUACGGUUUCGACGUCGAAAAAGUCCGUACUCUCAACAUGGAAGGCAAGAAGAAGAAACGCGGUGGUUUCUUAAUCGCCAAACCCGAUUACAAAAAAGCUUACGUCACUUUAAGAACCCCUCUUUCGAUAUCCGAGAACCUUUUCCCUAUUAAGAUUAUUGAAGAGGAAAAAGAGAGUAUUAAUAAGAAUAGUAAGAGUAAGAACGUUGUGGAAGAAGGGGAAAAGAAGAGACAUUGGCUUGAUGGGAAGAUGAAGAAUGGUGGAGCUGAGAAGCGGAAGGUUUCUUACGCCUCGGGUCGUGGCGGCAGCGGCGGCGGUGGAGAGGUGAAGUUUCCUUGGAGUAGCAUGACGAGGGCUAGUUAGGUAGGUAGGAUUUUUGGGUUUUUCCUUUUCCUUUUCCUUUUUUUAAAUAAGGGGUUGAAUGGGAAAAUUGGACUAUCAUGAAGAAAGGGUUUUUUUUUUUUUAAUGUUUUUUACAUUAUUGAUGAGAAGUUAUUAAUGAUGCAUAUUACUCAAGUAUUAUGAAA
Theobroma umbraticum is the source of this 847-nucleotide messenger RNA. Its product is annotated as Ribosomal protein L23/L15e family protein. Gene Ontology annotation, cellular component: mitochondrial large ribosomal subunit; ribosome. The record is from RefSeq and is a predicted model, not a curated record. Gene Ontology annotation, molecular function: structural constituent of ribosome. NCBI's taxonomy places the organism in Eukaryota, Viridiplantae, Streptophyta, Magnoliopsida, Malvales, Malvaceae. Gene Ontology annotation, biological process: mitochondrial translation.